Molecule: messenger RNA, 3559 nt
Organism: Piliocolobus tephrosceles (Ugandan red Colobus)
Lineage: Eukaryota; Metazoa; Chordata; Mammalia; Primates; Cercopithecidae
Gene: MME
Product: membrane metalloendopeptidase
Exons: 23
Coding region: 168-2420 (750 amino acids)
Biological process (GO): amyloid-beta clearance; protein processing
Cellular component (GO): plasma membrane
Molecular function (GO): metalloendopeptidase activity
Source: RefSeq, a predicted model, not a curated record
GGCGAGGCGGGGUGGCAGGGGGGCGGGGGGGGGGGCGGGGGGGCCGUGAGAACGCCGAGACGCGCGGGGCGCGGAGAUGUGCAAGUGGCGAAGCUUGACCGAGCGCAGACUGGAGCAGCCGCCUAACUCCUGGCGCGGGAUCUGCUGAGAGGUCACGAUUUUAGGUGAUGGGCAGAUCAGAAAGUCAGAUGGAUAUAACUGAUAUCAACACUCCAAAACCAAAGAAGAAACAGCGAUGGACCCCGCUGGAGAUCAGCCUCUCGGUCCUUGUCCUGCUCCUCACCAUCAUAGCUGUGACAAUGAUCGCGCUCUAUGCAACCUACGAUGAUGGUAUUUGCAAGUCAUCAGACUGCAUAAAAUCAGCUGCUCGACUGAUCCAAAACAUGGAUGCCACUGCUGAGCCUUGUGCAGACUUCUUCAAAUAUGCCUGCGGAGGCUGGUUGAAACGCAAUGUCAUUCCUGAGACCAGCUCCCGUUACGGCAACUUUGACAUUUUAAGAGAUGAACUAGAAGUCGUUUUGAAAGAUGUCCUUCAGGAACCCAAAACUGAAGAUAUAAUAGCAGUGCAGAAAGCAAAAACAUUGUACAGGUCUUGUAUAAAUGAAUCUGCUAUUGACAGCAGAGGUGGAGAACCUCUUCUGAAACUGUUACCAGACAUAUAUGGGUGGCCGGUAGCAACAGAAAACUGGGAGCAAAAAUAUGGUGCUUCUUGGACAGCUGAGAAAGCUAUUGCACAACUGAAUUCUAAAUAUGGGAAAAAAGUCCUUAUUAAUUUGUUUGUUGGCACUGAUGAUAAGAAUUCUGUGAAUCAUGUAAUUCAUAUUGACCAACCUCGACUUGGCCUCCCUUCUAGAGAUUACUAUGAAUGCACUGGAAUCUAUAAAGAGGCUUGUACAGCAUAUGUGGAUUUUAUGAUUUCUGUGGCCAGAUUGAUUCGUCAGGAAGAAAGAUUGCCCAUCGAUGAAAACCAGCUUGCUUUGGAAAUGAAUAAAGUUAUGGAAUUGGAAAAAGAAAUUGCCAAUGCUACAGCUAAACCUGAAGAUCGAAAUGAUCCAAUGCUUCUUUAUAACAAAAUGACAUUGGCCCAGAUCCAAAGUAACUUUUCACUAGAGAUCAAUGGGAAGCCAUUCAGCUGGUUAAAUUUCACAAAUGAAAUCAUGUCAACUGUGAAUAUUAGUAUUACAAAUGAGGAAGAUGUGGUUGUUUAUGCUCCAGAAUAUUUAACCAAACUUAAGCCCAUUCUUACCAAAUAUUCUGCCAGAGAUCUUCAAAAUUUAAUGUCCUGGAGAUUCAUAAUGGAUCUUGUAAGCAGCCUCAGCCGAACCUACAAGGAGUCCAGAAAUGCUUUCCGCAAGGCCCUUUAUGGUACAACCUCAGAAACAGCAACUUGGAGACGUUGUGCAAACUAUGUCAAUGGGAAUAUGGAAAAUGCUGUGGGGAGGCUUUAUGUGGAAGCAGCAUUUGCUGGAGAGAGUAAACACGUGGUUGAGGAUUUGAUUGCACAGAUCCGAGAAGUUUUUAUUCAGACUUUAGAUGACCUCACUUGGAUGGAUGCCGAGACCAAAAAGAGAGCUGAAGAAAAGGCCUUAGCAAUUAAAGAAAGGAUCGGCUAUCCUGAUGACAUUGUUUCAAAUGAUAACAAACUGAAUAAUGAGUACCUUGAGUUGAACUACAAAGAAGAUGAAUACUUCGAGAACAUAAUUCAAAAUCUGAAAUUCAGCCAAAGUAAACAACUAAAGAAGCUCCGAGAAAAGGUGGACAAAGACGAGUGGAUAAGUGGAGCAGCUGUAGUCAAUGCAUUUUACUCUUCAGGAAGAAAUCAGAUAGUCUUCCCAGCCGGCAUUCUGCAGCCGCCCUUCUUUAGUGCCCAGCAGUCCAACUCAUUGAACUAUGGGGGCAUCGGCAUGGUCAUAGGACACGAAAUCACCCAUGGCUUUGAUGACAAUGGCAGAAACUUUAACAAAGAUGGAGACCUCGUUGACUGGUGGACUCAACAGUCUGCAAGUAACUUUAAAGAGCAAUCCCAGUGCAUGGUGUAUCAGUAUGGAAACUUUUCCUGGGACCUGGCAGGUGGACAGCACCUCAAUGGAAUUAAUACACUGGGAGAAAACAUUGCUGAUAAUGGAGGUAUUGGUCAAGCAUACAGAGCCUAUCAGAAUUAUGUUAAAAAGAAUGGUGAAGAAAAAUUACUUCCUGGACUUGACCUAAAUCACAAACAACUAUUCUUCUUGAACUUUGCACAGGUGUGGUGUGGAACCUAUAGGCCAGAGUAUGCAGUCAACUCCAUUAAAACAGAUGUGCACAGUCCAGGCAAUUUCAGGAUUAUUGGGACUUUGCAGAACUCUGCAGAGUUUUCAGAAGCCUUUCACUGCCGCAAGAAUUCAUACAUGAAUCCAGAAAAGAAAUGCCGGGUUUGGUGAUCUUCAAAAGAAGCAGUGCAGCCCUCCGCUAGACUUGCCAACACCACAGAAACAGGGAACUCUCUAACUGAGAGAAAAUGGGCCCUAGGGGUCACUGUACUGACUUGGGGGUGAUUAACAGAGAGCGGAGCAUCACAAUAAAAUAACAUUAGGUUGUUCUAGAAAGGGUGUGGAGGGAGCAAGGGGGUCUGAGGUCUAUCAAGUCAAUCACUUCUCACUGUGUAAAUAAUGCUUAAUUUCUAAAGAUAAUGUUACUGUUUAUUUCUGUUUAUCAUAUGGUCUACCAGUUUGCUGAUGUCCCUAGAAAACAAUGCAGAACCUUUGAGGUAGACCAGGAUUUCGAAUCCAAAGGGAAAAGAAGAUGUGGAAGAAUACAGUUAGGCACCAGAAGAACAGUAGGUGACACUAUAGUUUCAAGCACAUUGCCUAACUACUAGUUUUUGCUUUUAUUUGCAACAUUUACAGUCCUUCGAAACGCUUCCAAAGAAUUCUUAUACACACUGGGGCCUUGGAGCUUAUGCAGUUUUAAACUCAUUUUUUGCCAUACAUCAGUUAUUCAUUCGGUGAUCAUUUAUUUGAAGCACUCUUAGAGCAAAAAAUGAAUGUCUAAAAUUGUUUUUUGUUGUACCUGCUUUGACUGAUACUGAGGUUCUUAAGGCUUCCUGCAAUUUUCUAAGCAAUUUCUUGCUCUCUCUAUCCUCAAAACUUGGUAUUUUUAAGAGAUUUAUAUAAAUGUAAAAAUAAUAAUUUUUAUAUUUAAUUAUUAACUACAUUUAUGAGUAACUGUUAUUAUAGGUAAUCAAUGAAUAUUGAAGUUUCAGCUUAAAAUAAAUAGUUGUGAACCAAGAUCUGUAAAGUGAUAUGCAGAUGAAAAUUUGAGACUACUUAAACUUAUAAAUCAUAUUGAUGAAAAGCUUUUAGCACAAACUUUAGGGUAAAAAUUGCCAUUGGACAGUUGUCUAGAGAUAUAUAUACUUGUGGUUUUCAAAUUGGACUUUCAAAACUAAAUCUGUCCCUUAGAGAAUCUCUGAUAAAAGGGCAAAUCUGCAUCUAUGUAGCUCUGCGUCUCCUGUCUUUUCAGGUUUGUCAUUCAAAAUAUUUUGAUAAUAAAUUGAAAUUGUGAACUCAUUACUCCCUAA